This is a messenger RNA of Elaeis guineensis (African oil palm), 2828 nucleotides long. RefSeq names its product protein PLASTID MOVEMENT IMPAIRED 1. The record is from RefSeq and is a predicted model, not a curated record. NCBI's taxonomy places the organism in Eukaryota, Viridiplantae, Streptophyta, Magnoliopsida, Arecales, Arecaceae.
AAUCCUACCCUCCCUCAAUGCAUGAUAGAUUCCUUUAGGCCAUAAACACCCCCUCCCUUCAAAAUCUCUAAUCCUCCUCUCACUACCACAACCACUCGUAACAUUUCCUCCCAUGGCGGACCACUCCAACAACCAGAUCCUCCAGGAACUCGAUGCCCUGAGCCACUCCCUCUACCAAGCCCACACCGCCCGCCGCACCGCCUCCCUCGCCCUCCCCCGCUCCGCCAAUCCCACAUCCGAUGCCGCCCCCUCCGCCGACCUUGCGCAGUCCGACAGCCGCCCUCUGUCCCGCCGCAUGUCCAUGUCUCCCUGGCGCUCCCGCCCCAAAUCCCAGCGCGAACUUGGUGAGGACGAGGCCGAGGACAGCCGCCGCGGUCCUCCAUCAAAGACGCAGAACCCAUCUGCGGUGACGGGAGCGACGGUAGGGGAGAAGAAGGGGAUAUGGAACUGGAAGCCGAUGCGCGCUCUGUCCCACAUCAGGAUGCAGCGCCUGGGGUGCCUCUUCUCCGUGGAGGUCGUCGCCGUGCAGGGCCUUCCGGCCUCCAUGAAUGGCCUCCGCCUCUCGGUCGCUGUCCGCAAGAAGGAAACCAAGGAGGGCGCCGUGCAGACCAUGCCUUCGAGGGUCCUGCACGGCUCUGCCGACUUCGAGGAGAUGCUCUUCAUCCGAUGCCACGUUUACUGCAGCGGCGGCUCUGCCACGGGGAAGCCGCUCAAGUUCGAAGCCCGGCCGUUCCUCAUCUCGGUCGUGGCCAUCGGAGCUCCCGAGCUGGAUCUCGGAAACAGUGUCGUGGACCUAAGCCUACUGGUUAAGGAGUCCAUGGAGAGGAGCUUGGAGGGGGCACGGGUCCGGCAGUGGGACACAACGUUCCCGCUCUCCGGGAAGGCGAAGGGAGGUGAGCUGGUCCUCAAGUUGGGGUUUCAGAUCAUGGAGGAUGGAGGUAUCGGGAUCUAUAACCAAGCCGAGGUGGGGAAGUCGAGCAAUAAGGGGAAGGAUUCCUCUUCUCCUUUUGCUCGGAAGCAAUCGAAGACUUCUUUCCGUGUUUCUAGCCCGAGGAUUACAAGACCAGAACAUUCUUCGACGCCGAAUAAAGAGAUGCCGGCGAUCGAUUUGAAGGGGAUAGAUGAGUUCAGUCUUGAUGAGCCAGGCCCCAUGCCUCACUCGAGCUCUCCGUCGAUCCGGAAGUCUGAACCAGAGGUGAAGGAUGAUCUGGACAUUCCAGAGUUCGAAGUUGUCGAGAAGGGAGUGGAGAUUAAAGCAGAGAAAGAGGAAGAAGAAGUAGCAGGGUCUGGAGAGGCUGCAGAUGGAACAUCGGCUUCGAGCGAGGUGGUGAAAGAAGUGGUGCAUGACACCGCCCACCUGAGUCGGUUGACGGAACUGGAUGCAAUUGCCCAGCAGAUUAAGGCGCUCGAGUCGAUGAUGAUGAGGGAUGGAUCAGAUCCUAUGAAGACAGAAGAGGGAGACGAAAUGCAGCGGUUAGACGCCGAGGAAGAGACGGUGACAAGAGAAUUCCUUCAAAUGCUUGAACUGGAGGGUGAGAAAAACACGCCGGACCGUGCCUCUCUGAUGAAACCGGUAGCAGAAGAAGGUAGAAAUGCUGAAACAAGUGUUUUUCUCUCGGAUCUUGGGAAGGGAUUGGGUUGCAUAGUUCGGACAAGGGAUGGAGGAUACUUGGCUGCCAUGAAUCCGUUCGAUGUAGAAGUAGGGAGAAAAGAAACUCCAAAGCUCGCAAUGCAGAUCUCAAAACCAUUAAUUCUUGGGUAUCAGGCAAGUGGUUUCGAGGUGUUUGAGAGACUGGCUGCACUGGACUUGGAAGAAUUGGGUUCCAAGCUCCACUCCCUUGCAGCUAUGGAUGAACUGAUGGGCAAGACGGCCGAGCAAAUAGCAUUCGAGGGAAUAGCAUCGGCCAUCAUUAGUGGAAGGAACAAAGAAGGAGCAAGCUCCAGUGCAGCCAGAUCGGUCGCGGUCCUGAAAACAAUGGCCACAGCGAUGAAUGAAGGCAGAAAAGAGAGGAUUUCGACGGGGAUUUGGAACAUGAGGGAGGAACCAGUCACGAUAGAGGAGAUUCUAACCUUCUCGUUGCAGAAGAUCGAGGCAAUGGCGGUGGAAGCUCUUAAAAUCCAGGCAGGAAUGGCCCAAGAAGAACCUCCCUUCAAUGUCUCAUCUCUGGUUGGCAAAGUAGACGGCAAGAACCCCUUGGACUCUGCCAUACCACCAGAAGACUGGGCAAAAGCCUGCAGUAGUGGAGCAACCAUGAUCACAUUGUUAGUGACUAUUCAAAUGAGGGAUCCAUUGCGGCGAUAUGAGAUGGUGGGAGCCCCCGCGAUUGCUAUAAUCCAAGCAGUGCGAGUGGAUGAUGCUGGAGAUGAGGAAGGGAGGUACAAGCUGGCGAGCUUGCACGUCGGUGGACUGAAACUGAAGUCAGGAGGGCGGCGGAGCAUUUGGGAUGGAGAGAAGCAGAGGCUGACUGCAAUGCAGUGGCUCGUGGCCUAUGGGUUUGGGAAGGCAGGAAAGAAGAGCAAGUUGGUGCAGGCAAAGAGUGGGGAGGAUGUGGUCUGGAGCAUGUCGUCGCGAGUCAUGGCAGAUAUGUGGCUCAAGCCGAUGCGCAAUCCUGAUGUGAAGGUUUCUGAGCAAUAGCAGGGGGUGAUGACCAAGCUCUCCUUGAUAUUGUUUCCUUCCUCUCUGAGAGUAUUAUUCUGAAGUAGGUUGUAAUUGUUUGCUAAGAGAAAUUCCCUGCAGUAAAGUUGGUUUGCAUUGGAAGCAUUACUCAAGUUAGACAUUUAAUAUGUAUGUCAGAAAAGAAAAAAACAAUGAGAAAAUUAAUUUAAAA